Dreissena polymorpha is the source of this 3320-nucleotide messenger RNA. Its product is annotated as chloride channel protein 2-like. Gene Ontology annotation, cellular component: membrane. Gene Ontology annotation, biological process: transmembrane transport; chloride transport. Bases 1 to 2589 code for a protein of 862 amino acids. The record is from RefSeq and is a predicted model, not a curated record. The transcript has 24 exons. Gene Ontology annotation, molecular function: voltage-gated chloride channel activity. Lineage: Eukaryota; Metazoa; Mollusca; Bivalvia; Myida; Dreissenidae.
AUGGGGGGUCUCAGCUUCCUAAUCGACUUUGUCGUAGAGAAAAUACAGGAGGCGAAGAUUUGGCUAUACGACGAGGCAUCAUUCUCGGGGCCUCUGCAGUACCUAUGUUGGGUCCUGUAUCCACUACUUCUCAUCUUGUUUGCCACAGGGUUCACCCACCUUGUGUCCCCACAGGCCAUUGGUUCUGGUAUUCCAGAAAUGAAGACCAUAUUGCGUGGGGUUGUGCUCAAAGAAUUCCUCACGUUCAGGACACUUGUCUCAAAAGUUGUGGGCCUUUCUUGUUCGCUUGGUAGCACGCUACCCUUUGGAAAAGAAGGACCAUUUGUACAUAUAGCAAGUAUUGUUGCAAACUAUCUGGGGAAGUUGACCUCAUUCAAAUCCGUUUAUGAGAAUGAGUCCCACCGGAUGGAGAUGCUGGCAGCAGCGUGUGCGGUAGGAGUGUCUGGGACAUACGCUGCACCAAUCGGAGGAGUAUUAUUCAGUAUUGAAGUAACAGCGACGUAUUUUGCUGUUCGUAACUAUUGGAGAGGCUUUUUCGGAGCUGCUUGUGUUGCCGUUGUCUUUCGGUUGUUGGCUUUCUGGUUCAAUUAUACAGAAACGUUUACGGCUUUGAUUAAAACAUCAUUGCAAACACAAUUCCCAUUUGACCCUGUGGAAUUAUUAGCAUUCUCGUUUAUUGGUGUUGCAUGUGGACUUAUUGGGGCGUUAUUCAUAUUAUGCCAUAGAAGAAUCAUAUUGUUUACGAGAAAAAAUAAAACGUUGUCAGCGUUUCUGCAGAGAAGUCGCUUUAUCUACCCAGGGGUCGUCGUUCUAUUUGUCACCUCCUGUACAUUUCCUGCAGGCAUCGGUCAGUUCUUCGCUUCUCAUCUUACCCACAGAAAGGCGCUCGGUGAGUUUUUCAGCAACCUAACGUGGAGUGACAACAAGGCGAACAACCUGAAUGACGAGGCUAUACUCCGCAACUGGAACCUACCCGCCACAAACAUCUACGUAACACUGGUUUUGUUCAUCAUCAAUACGUUUUGGAUGACUGCCAUUUGUAACACCUUACCAAUACCUGCAGGAGUAUUUGUGCCUGUAUUUACUAUGGGGGCUGCUUUUGGGCGCUUGGUCGGCGAGGUCAUGGCGGCCUGUUUCCCUAAUGGGGUGAAAUCAGGAGACGUUAUACAGAAGAUAAUCCCUGGCGGAUAUGCGCUAGUCGGUGCUGCCUCAUUGUCUGGUAGUGUCACGCGGACCAUUUCUACGGCUGUGAUAGUCUUUGAGCUUACGGGUCAGAUCUCACAUGUAUUGCCCGCUGUCAUUGCAGUGUUGCUCGCCAAUGCUACAGCCAACUUAUUCCAGCCAUCUUUUUAUGACAGUAUUAUAAGGCUGAAACGCCUGCCUUACUUACCAAACAUUGAGUCUUCCAACUCAUGGAGUUCAUACGUUGAGGACAUAAUGGUGUCCAAGGUGCAGUCUAUCUCCUUUGAGUCCACGUACAAGGAGUUGAAGGAGAUGCUGGAGACGUCCAAACACCGAACAUACCCUCUUGUGGACUCUCCAGAUUCCAUGACUUUGCUGGGAUCCAUUAAGAGGUUUGAACUAGAGCGGAUGUUAUGGGUCCACCUGAGUCAAGAUCAGAAGGUGUUUCUGUCAGUUGACGGCGACCAGUUCGUGAAUUCCGUGCUGUCAACACCUAGCUCUUCUAGGGCAUCAACACCACCACCAAGAGUAGAGAUUAUCCCUCCUACCCCAGAGGACUCGCCGAAAUCUCGUUUCAUUGUAUCGAGAGCGGAUGAGACAGAGUCCACCUCGAAGACGUUCAAGCCAUCGAUGUUCACGAUAAGACGUCCAUCCACUUCAUCUUUAGUGAGUUACUCAACAGAGAACCUGAGGGAGGCUGACCAGCUGCGCCAGUACCAAACGAUGGUCUUGCCUUUAAGGUCCAUCCUUAAACAAAAACUUCAAGGAAAACAAAGACAAAAAUCCCACAGUACUUCCGAUUUACAGAGUGGGCUUAAUUCACAUUUCCGCAGAUUGUCCAAGACUCGUAGAGAUAGCAUAGUUGAAGACAUUCCAUUCGUUUUGCGGAGUGAUAGCAUUCAGCGAUUGGCCAAAAAAGUCAAGUUGCCUCAGGCAGUAAAGGUGAAGGAUCUGUCUCUGGACAAGAAAGAGGCUUGGGAACAAGGUCAGCUGGCAAAAACCAUUGAAUGGGAAGGUUGUCAGAUAGACCCAGCCCCCUUCCAGUUGGUAGAGAGGACAUCAUUACACAAGGUUCAUUCCUUAUUCUCCCUCCUCGGCCUGAACCACGCCUAUGUCACCAACACGGGUCGUCUCAUCGGAGUUGUGGCGCUGAAAGACUUAAGAAAAGCGAUACAAGGCCACAUUGACGCAGAACACGAAAAGAAGAAACCAUCAAAGAAAAAUAAUGACAACACACAGUCGGUCAAUAACACUGAAACGGACACAGAAGAUUACAUAUUGAACGAUCCCCAGCAGUUGGAAGUAGAACACUCCCAGGAACCAGAUCACUAUAGACUUGUUAACCGAUUUAACGGAAAGUUCAAAUAUAUACCGGAAAGUGACACAGACACUGAGGCCAACUCAUAAGUUUGAGCCGAUCCUCAGCAGUUGGAAGUAGAACACCCACAGGAACCAGAUCACUAUAGACUGGUUAACCGAUUUAACGGAAAGUUCAAAUAUAUAACGGAAAGUGACACAAACACUGAGGCCAACUCACAAGUAUUGAGUACUCAGGAAAUAAAUGUUUCAUUAUUUAUUUUAUGCUUAACGAUGGUUUAUAGAGAAAUAUCAGUGAAUUAAAACUGAUAUCUGACUGUGUCAUACAAUGAAAAAUAUCCGUGAAAGUUAUCGAUAAUUGUCAUUGUUUUACCGGUACUAUUUUAUAUAUAUAUAUAUAUAUUUGGUUUCCACAUUUUGACCCCUCUUAUUUUACCAAGUGUGACUACCCAGCAUUGAAUGUUUAUAAAAACAUAUGGAUUAUAUACCUAUAAUUACAACUUUAGGCGCCCAACGGAGAAUUAUAUUGUCCGCAACGGAAAAAAUGCAAAAAUUUGUAAGCAUAAAAUAAAGACAUGUUGAAUUCGAUGGAAUAUCGAUUUCAAAUCACUCGUGUCUGCGCCACUCGUGAAAAUAUCAUUUUCUAUGAUCACUCGUAAAUUAAAAUUGAUAUUCCACCAAACCAAGCUCAUAUCUCUAUUUACUUACUGAAUAUUUCAUCUUUUGAUUAGAGCUACUGGUUAUGGACCGAAAGCAAUAACACGUUAAUCUAUCAAAUAAUGUUCAUAUGCAAUUUCAUUAAAUAAAAUUGCAUCUGAGUC